UUCUUUCUGCUCUCCUACUCAGGCAGGAGUGAGAGGCCCCUGGAGUCGCUGGCACUGGGAGCUUUGCAGCAUCAACGGUAACCAUGAGCCCCCUGCUUCUGCUGUGCGUGUCCUUGCCCUUCAUCUCAGCAACAGUAUUGUUUGAACAUGAGAGCCAAGACGAUCUGGAUGGUACAUUGCGUGUGAGCAUCCCCAUGGAGAUGCCUCUCCGUCCUCUGCUGGGUAGCAAGGUUGUGGUACCCUGUUACUUCCAGGACAACACAGUUGACGACCCCGGAGCCCCGACCGUUGCCCCGCUUUCCCACCGCAUUAAAUGGACCUACGUCACCAAGGAGAAAGUCACUACAAUCCUGGUGGCGACAGAGGGGAAAGUUCACGUGGAGACGGAGUAUUUGGACAGGGUGACAAUGAUCAACUACCCACUGGUGCCCACCGAUGCCACCAUAGAAAUAACAGAGCUGAGGUCAAAAGAUUCUGGCACCUACCGCUGCGAGGUGAUGCACGGCAUUGAGGACAACUAUGACUCUGUGGACAUCCAGGUUCAGGGUAUUGUGUUCCAUUACCGAGCCAUCUCCACCCGCUACACACUGACAUUUGAAAAGGCAAAGGCCGCUUGUAUCCAGAACAGCGCCACCAUCGCCACUCCAGCCCAGCUUCAGGCUGCUUAUGAUGACGGAUACCACCAGUGUGAUGCUGGAUGGCUCUCUGAUCAGACUGUCAGGUACCCCAUCCAUGAGCCACGGGAGCGUUGCUUUGGAGACAAGGAGGACUUCCCUGGCGUGAGAACCUAUGGUGUGAGAGACGUCAACGAGACCUACGACGUGUACUGUUUUGCUGAGAAGCUGUCAGGCAGGGUCUUCUACUCCAUGUCUGUUGAGAAGUUUACCUUCUAUGAAGCAGGAGAUCAGUGUGCCAAACUCGGCGCCAGGCUUGCCACUACUGGAGAGCUUUAUCUGGCCUGGAAGGCUGGCAUGGAUGUGUGUAACGCUGGCUGGCUGGCAGAUAGGAGUGUACGCUACCCCAUCAACAUUGCCAGGCCUCAGUGUGGAGGGGGGCUCCUGGGAGUGAGGACCGUCUACCUGUUCCCUAACCAAACAGGAUACCCCUACCCAGACUCUCGCUAUGAUGCUGUCUGCUUCCAAGCUGGUGAGGAUGACGGUGCUGUGCCAGUGAGGACAACCCCUUUCCCAGACAUCAUACGCAUAACACCUGCCCCUGGGAUGUACCCAAGCCUCACCCCCGCACCUGGGGGAGAGGAGAUCAAACGUGGAGAAGUUGACACCCUCUCCCCACUUCCCAUCCCACCCAGUAUGACAGACAUAUAUGCUGCCAUGGGUCCCACAGGUGUGGUUUUCCACUAUCGACCCAUCACCGGCCGGUACACUCUGACAUUUGUGGAGGCUCAGCAGGUCUGCAAAAACAUUGGGGCAGUAAUUGCCAGCCCCCAGCAGCUGCAGGCAGCCUUCGAGAAAGGCCUGCACCAAUGUGACGCUGGCUGGCUCCGCGACCAGACUGUCAGGUAUCCCAUCGUGUCACCCAGAGAUAACUGUGCUGGUAAUCUGCCACACCUUCCAGGAGUCAGAUCCUACGGCCUGCGACCUGCUAACGAACGUUACGAUGUAUUUUGUUAUGUGGAACGUCUGCAAGGGGAGGUCUUCUUCACCAGUGACUAUGAUAGCUUCUCCUACGAGGAGGCCGUGCAGCACUGUCAGAAACUCAACACCACCUUAGCCACCACGGGACAGCUAUUUGCUGCCUGGAACCAAGGGCUUGACAAGUGCCGCCCAGGCUGGUUGAUGGACCGCAGCGUCCGCUACCCUAUCACAACACCCAGGUCCCACUGUGGAGGCGGCCAGGUUGGGGUCCACAUCAUCUAUGCCUAUCCCAACCAGACCGGAUUUCCUGAUGAGCACUCGCGCUACGACGCCUAUUGCUUUAAAGCUGAAACUCCUGUUGUUCACGUUGAAAAUGAAACCAGUGUGGAUCUAACAGUUGUGACGGAGGAUGUUAUCAACAGGACAACAGUGACAGUUGAUCACUUUGCUCCUACAGUUCAAACUACUGUACACUACACUGAAACUGAAACCAGGGUGAAUAUUACAGAAGUGGAGGAGUUCAUCAACAAGACAACCAUUACAACUCACGAAGUUGCUCCUCCUGUGAGACCCAUUCUACCUCCAGUCCAUGUUGAUGAGUCCGGCUCUGGUUCAGGUGAUCAUUCAGCUACCUGGGAGAUCUCCGGGGAGUCCAGCACCUCCGGUACCAGUGGUGAUGCCUCUGCUUCAGGACAAGACAUCAUCUUCAGCGGACGCACUGAUGUCUAUUCUGGGUUUACGUCUGCCUCUGGAGGCCCACAGGAGGCAGAGGGGGGAGAUACUGUCAUUGUCCCAUCUGAAGAACUGGGUAGUGCAUCUGGAUCUGGGGAGGGCUUGGACAGACAACACAGUGGUUUCGGUGUAUCAGGAUCAGGUUUUACCAGUGGAAGUGGGGACAUUGAUGCCAGCGGCAGGGACCCUAUUAUCAUGGUGGAUGAGAAGAUGGAGGAGGUGUCUCAAACUCACCAAAGACCCUCUGAGCAGGAGUUAGGCCAGGGUGGGAUUGAUACCAGUGGGGCUUUCUUGGAAUCCGGAUCUGGAAGAAUGUCCGGGUCAGGAUCCGGAUUUUCUGGCAUCUCAUUUGUCGACCAUGGUGCUGUUGACCUUACAGUCCAGCCAUCCGGUGAGCAGGAGGUGUCUGGUUAUCGCCCCUUUGAAUCCGGGUUCCACAGCGGCUUUCCAAGUGGUUUUCCAUCUGGUGUCUCAGGUAGCAGCUCUGCAUCUGGGGACUUUAUCUCACAUCGUGGUGAUGUAAUCUACCUAACUGAUAACGAAAUGAUGGAGGUGACCGUGCCGCCACUGGUGCGCCAUCCUGAGCAGGGCCGUGGGGUGGUGGAGGUCAGCGGGGAAGGAAGCGGGUCAGGGACCCAUCAUGAAAUCAGUGGCACUUUGGACCAAAGCUGGCAUCUUUCAGGAAGUGGAAUGCCUCAAGAAAAACCAGAAACUGAGAAGCUUUCUACUGCCCUGCCACCUGGAAUGAAUUACUCUGAGUACAUCGCCAGUCUCGGCCAAUCAGGAAACGGGGAGGAGGGUCAGGAAAGCCAUGCGGGACCUACAGUGUAUGUAGUCACUCCAGAUGCAGCCUACACCAGCCCAACCACAGCACCUUCAAUGUCUUUAGCAACCCCUGCUGUCGUGGAGCAGCCUGACGUAGUGGAAGACCCCUGUGAUCCAAACCCCUGCGGUUCAGGAACCUGCUCUGUGCAGGGAGAGCUCGCUGUGUGUCAGUGUCCUAGUGGUUUUACUGGUGAAGACUGCUCAACACCUGUACAGGGAUGUGCAGAGGGCUGGCUGGAGUUCAUGGGCAGCUGUUACCUCCACUUUGCGGAGAGGGAUACCUGGGCUGAGGCUGAGCAGCGCUGUCAGGAGCUCAACGCCCACCUGGUCAGCAUCGGCUCCCAAGAGGAGCAGCAAUUUGUCAACUCCAAUGGCCAGGACUACCAGUGGAUUGGACUAAAUGACAAGGAUGUGCAGAAUGAGUUCCGCUGGACAGAUGGUAGUCCUCUGACCUUCGAGAACUGGAGGCCCAACCAGCCAGAUAACUACUUCAACUCUGAGGAAGAUUGUGUGGUGAUGAUCUGGCACGAGGGCGGACAGUGGAACGACGUGCCCUGCAACUACCACCUUCCUUUCACCUGCAAGACUGGACCUGUCAUGUGCGGAGCUCCCCCUCAGGUGGAACAUGGUAGACCAAUGGGCAGCGGCAGAGAGCGCUACCCAGUCAACUCUAUAGUUCGCUAUCAGUGUAACUCAGGCUACACACAGCGCCACCUGCCUGUCAUACGCUGCCUGCCAGAUGGACAGUGGGAGGAGCCACAAGUGGAAUGUACAGAAGCCGGCGCCAAUAGUAACAGGCUACACAAAAGAUCCCUUAAAAGACGAAGUAAAGCGGUGAGCAGCCAACAGGAACAGAGGAAGCUGCUCUGAGCAGGAAUGAAAAGGACAGAGAGCCACAAAGGACCCCCCUCUUGUAAAGAAGCAUGGACACCAAUGCAAAUGCCCCACCAAAACGAUAAUAUUCCCUAUCAUGUAUAUACACACUCACUAAAGCACAUUUAUACAGAGAUUGACUGAUGUUUUGGAUCUUUGUGUGUCACCCUGCACCUUCUGAAGGCAGUUUUUGCUAUGUAUUUAUACUGUCUAAUUUAUAGCUGUGAUCUAGUAUUUGGAAGCAUUAUCUCAAUGUACGUGGAUGACAUUUUCUGCAAUCGCUUGCCAGCACUGCACACAAAGUCAGGUAGAUAAAAUGGUCAAAUAGUGAUGUACGAGGCUUUAGAGUGACACGCAAAGUCCAAAACAGCCCAAUAAAAUAAAAGUGUUUUCGAUUGCAGCUGGAUUCUCUGAAGUCAAACACAUUGAUAAAUAGACUUUUGCUAUAUUUUAAGGGUAUUUUUGUAGAUCUCUGUGUUGUCGUAGUUUUUUAAUUUCUUUUAUUUGGUCUCUAAGGACUACAAUUGUGAGCUUCAGACUGGUGAAACAAUACUGUUUCUUACAUUAAAGGUGAAGACAGUGAUUCUUAAACCUUUUGGUUGUGACCCCUUGAAGGUCUAGUGUGUGGGAUUUAGUGACAUCUGGUGGUGAGGUUGCAGAUUGCAACUAAGUGAAACUUCUCUCUUGUGCCAAACUUAAAGGAGCGCUACAGUGGUCAAUACCAAAACACAAACGGCCCUAGAGUCAGUAUUUGGUUUGUUCAUUCUGGGUCACUUGAUUUGUAGAUAUAAACUGCUCAUUCUAACAAAGGAUCUUAACCUCAGGAUUCUUAGUUACAGAUGACAAAGAAAAACAUGCAUUUCUGCCUAUAAAUCCCCCUAAAUCUGACACACCUGGCCUUUACAACACAGCAAUGAGCACAUGAUACCCUUCACAUCCCACAAUAUGGAGAAUGGUGAAGUUUGGUCUGAGGGAGGCCUUGACGCUUACAGAAGUGCAUAAAAUUCCAAAUCGGGAUAAAAGCAGGGUCAAAGACAUGCCAAUAUACUGGUGAAAUGUAUCGCCAUCUUUUGCCACAACCUCAAGUUUGAGAGCCACUGUGCAACAACACCACCACCGUGUCAAAUAUACUGAAAUGAUUGUGCUGUUCCAAUCAAUGAAUAUAGAAAUCCAAGUUUGUGACGUGAUUGAAGUCACUGCGACACACCUGGGUUGAAAUAAUCAGCACUCAUGCACUUUUGUCACUUCUGUGCUAAUCAUUUGAAUCCAGUGCACCUUAAACAUAACUUUAAAAAACCUUCAUCUGUAGCAGACAAACUUUAAGGAAACUAUACUGAAUAACGAGUGAGAUCUGCAGUGUGACACUGAAUUGGCCGGCUUUUCUGCCAGGAGAAGAAAGUCCACCUCAUUGGGUCAUCUGUUGCAAAACGAUUCACACCCGGUUUUGAGGUUUGGGGUUUAUAUUUGUGACUUCUCAAGAGCAAUCGAUGACUUGUGUCGGCACCAUCUGAUGUGAGAAUCAUGCUUUUAUGAGAUUCAGUGCUUGCUGAAUGAAGUUUCUCACUGUAAAUAUUCUCACUACAUUCUCUGAGCAGCAGGAUCUGUCAAUAUCGACCGCAGAGCAGACAAUUUAAUUGUUUGUUUGAUUCAUCAUCAACCUGUUUGUUGAUUUACUUUAUAGUUUAAUUAGAUGGUAAGUUGCAGUUAUGAUUUACUUAACAAGUGGGUAUGACUUAAAUUUUGAGCGCCAGCUGAGCAUAAAGCCUCAUCUUUUGCAGAGGUUUCUGGCUGUGAUUUGUAUGACAGGGUCUUUAAACAGAAAUGUACUUCUUAAAACUUGAGAAAUGAAACAAUUUUAGGGAAAAGAAGCUGUGAAAGCAGGGAAAUUUUGUAUAAAAAAAAUAUGACAGCGAAGAUGAAGGUGAAAGUGAUAAGAUGUUGACCAUGACCUUUUAAAAAGGUCAAGAUUUACUUUUCAACUCUGAGUACAGAUACAUGUGUCUGCCUUCUCUUUAAAAAAAUCACAAAAUCUGAAACAGCAAAUACACACAGUCACACCGGUACUCUCAUGGACACACACACACACACAGUCAGCAUAUGAAAGUGGAGGAGUAAGAGUGAGGACGCCACCAAGUGAAACACCUAGCCUGCUAAAAGUUUGUGCAUUUUGUACAAGUAAAUAAAUGAACGAAGCUGAUCUGGAUGUAACUGGUGUCUGCUGGAAGUCUUUUACAUGACAGAAUUUGCACAAAUUUCAAGCCAACAUUUGAGUGAAUAAUAUUUGGACAGUUGAAGAAAAUCAGUGCGUCAUUGUUCUGAUUCUUCAACAAACUUUUGACAAAAGAACGCUGCACGCAGAAACGUCUGUUGUGACGUCAGA
Plectropomus leopardus (leopard coralgrouper) is the source of this 6405-nucleotide messenger RNA. It is a transcript of the gene acanb, whose product is annotated as aggrecan b. The record is from RefSeq and is a predicted model, not a curated record. Gene Ontology annotation, molecular function: hyaluronic acid binding. Gene Ontology annotation, biological process: skeletal system development; central nervous system development; cell adhesion. Lineage: Eukaryota; Metazoa; Chordata; Actinopteri; Perciformes; Serranidae. Gene Ontology annotation, cellular component: perineuronal net; synapse.